AUGAAAUUCAAACUAUCAUUGUUAGUGUUGGCAAUUGUUUUAAACAACAUCAGAAGCUCCACCAGUGAAUACAGUUCAGCUACCAACCUUCGCUUUACACCUGAAGCAGUGAUCCAUCAACUCUCGGAACAAAUAAGGUUCCUGAUCAGAAGUGGCGACAUUAAUAACGGAAUACCAGUACUGGAUCCUUAUGAGUUCCAGUGGAAGCAACUGGACCUGGCAGCAGGACAAAUAUUCAGCGCCAAAGUCAAUAUAACGAACGCAAAAGCAACAGGAUUGGGAAACUUCAAACUUCAGCAUUUCAACUUUUACAAAAAUGACGUCUCUAUCGCCGUACACAUCGACAUUCCAGUGUUGAAGUUUAAUUCAGAAUAUUAUGAGUUGAAUGGUAAUAUUUACGAAGCAAUACCCAUAAAAGGACAAGGAAUAGCUGAUAUUGAAAUACACAAUACAUCGCUGUGGGGCAAAAUAUAUCUGAAGCAGUCGGAUGAUGGUAAAUCCGUACUUUUGGACAAAAUCGAGGAGCCUGAAUUCAGCAUCGAACGGAUUGUGUCACGCACCCAGUUCGACAACAACAUAGACGGCCUCAUUAGCUCUAUGGUGGAGGAGCUUCUGGCCGACUACCUGACACGCUUCAACAAGUACAUAGCCCAAGCCUACAUAGAUAAGAUUGUGGGCUACCUGAACCCAACGCUGGACAAGUUCGACAACUGGAACAUUAUUGCUGUUUUGCUGUCUGAUAACCAGGAUAACGGUGGCAACGACAAUUAAUUACAAUAAUAUGGCCUUUUACACUA
Molecule: messenger RNA, 797 nt
Organism: Helicoverpa armigera (cotton bollworm)
Lineage: Eukaryota; Metazoa; Arthropoda; Insecta; Lepidoptera; Noctuidae
Exons: 6
Coding region: 1-771 (256 amino acids)
Source: RefSeq, a predicted model, not a curated record